UGAAGCUUCAGUCGCUCAGCACCAUUGGCUAGCAAAACAUCAAACAGAUUUAAAAUUUCUAAAGUAAAUUAUCUUUGUACUAAACAUAAAAAAUGGCGAAAUUCCCUUGUUCUCUUACUUCAGUACUGCUGGUUGUCAUUGCAAUUCACAUAAGCUCAAACACAGUGUCAAUGACUUCAGACGGUGAACUUCUGAUAGAUCCUAGAACUAUGUUCAAAUAUCAAAUGCCAGAAACCUGUAUAGGACAAUCGUAUUGUUUUGAGAAGGGUGAUCACUAUCCUGAUGAUAUAAUGCAGAAAUUGAAUUUAAACUUUGAAAUCCAGAACAGUAUCGGUACACGCAAAGGAAGUGACGUUGACGAACCCGAUUGUCCAUCGAACUCAACUGACAGUCCAAUAUACUACAUCGUGGAUAAAAACGAUAUUGUAAGAGUAGUUGUGCAGAUACCCGACAAAUUCCCACAGAGGUUCAACGUCAGGUGGUGCCUGAAUGAAGGAAAGAUCAAGAGCGACACUAAACAUUUUAUGGCUUCAACAACUCUCAAAAAAUAUGAUGUCGAAUGCGUUAGCAGCAAAUUGGAAUUCGACUUUAUUGUGCUAAGCUUGGAAUCGGAUGACAAAAUAGAGAUCGCUACAACCAACCUCCCAGUAUGCUGCAAAUGCCGAUAUGAGCUUAAAAAAAACUAGCACUUGAAACCCUAAACUGAUGUUAAUAAAAAAUAUGUAUAGACUGACUUUGUAAAGUAGAUUUUU
This is a messenger RNA of Spodoptera exigua (beet armyworm), 752 nucleotides long. Lineage: Eukaryota; Metazoa; Arthropoda; Insecta; Lepidoptera; Noctuidae. The record is from the annotation of a GenBank genome assembly.